This is a messenger RNA of Phycomyces blakesleeanus NRRL 1555(-), 798 nucleotides long. RefSeq lists its product as hypothetical. Bases 1 to 798 code for a protein of 265 amino acids. The transcript is spliced from 5 exons. NCBI's taxonomy places the organism in Eukaryota, Fungi, Mucoromycota, Mucoromycetes, Mucorales, Phycomycetaceae. The record is from RefSeq and is a predicted model, not a curated record.
AUGCCAGGCGCAGUAAAACUUAAGGACUCGGACUCUAAACGACCCGCAAUUUGUAAAGAGGAAUUGAUCGAUUUUCAUGAUUACAACCGAUUAGCAAAUCAAUUGCUUUACAGAAGCGAUUUGACAAAACAACGCAUCAAAGUCUUGGGACCUGUACCCUACAUUAUUCCAAGUGGAAAAUCCGGGGACAUUAGCCCUGCUAUCAAAGGAAUCAAUAACAGGACUUAUCUUAAAGCUUCUAAACAUUACGAUCAACCCAUUAAAGAAAAUUUCUCGGCUCAAAUCUAUUCGAUCAUGGAGCAGGCUAAAAAAGUCGAUAGCAGUAGGAACAGCAGUAGUAGCUGUAGUAGUACUUUAGAGUUCAACUCAGACCUAGAGGAUGUGGACCAGGAUCCUCAGUUGGUCAUGCGGCUCAAUCUACAGAUGCUUUACACUGUUUUCGACAAUAUCAGACAGAAUAUCCAGACGUCUGAUAUCCCUCUAGAUGACAAAAAUCCAAAAGAACUUCCAGCCUAUGGUUGGGAAGACAUUCUUUUGUCUGCAAUUGAAACCAAAAUCCCAGUAAACGUGAUCGAGGGUGUCUAUAGACGAUUAUCUGCCCAUUAUAAAAUGACACUACCAUCUAUCGAAAGUCACUUGUCUAUUCCUGCCCUGCCUACUCCUGCCUUACCUUCAAGUCCUUUUGAAAGAUGUGCUCAGGAUUUCUGGACGGACGAAGAGACUCAGAUGAGAAUUGUAAAGGAUAUCGAACGCAAGUUUACUUUGAUUCAAGAGCAGAUCGAGAACAAAAGCAAGUAA